Molecule: messenger RNA, 5525 nt
Organism: Microplitis demolitor
Lineage: Eukaryota; Metazoa; Arthropoda; Insecta; Hymenoptera; Braconidae
Gene: rols
Product: protein TANC2
Exons: 10
Coding region: 444-5261 (1605 amino acids)
Molecular function (GO): protein binding
Source: RefSeq, a predicted model, not a curated record
UUGGUUCCUCACUUCCAUUCGUACUCCCAAGUACUCGCACUCUCAGCAGCAAUCAGUUCGCCGCGGGCUUUCUUGCCGUACACUUGUCCUUUUUUCUCCUCCGAGUCGGACUCGAACUCGACUCCGAAAUUUAUUAAUAUCACCGAUGGCUGGCCCAAGGAUUUAUUUAACCCGCCCGGUGCUCCAAGUGCUAGUGCUAAUAUAAUUAUUUGAUAAACAAAAACAAGUACAUAAAUAUCAGAGGAUCUUUGUCGUGGGAAGUUUAAACGUGACUGCAUGCCUCGAGUGAUCUAGACGUGAACGAUGAGACGGGAGUGCUGACGACUGCUACUGGAUUUAACCAGUAGAGUCUUUUCCAGUGUUCUAUACUCUUCUUACAUACAUACAUAAAUAUAUAACAGUAUAAUAUAUAUACAUAUAUACAAAAGGUAAAAGCGCAAGGUAUGGCGCCUCCAGACAGAAUGAGAAGAUGUUCGCCUCCACGGCCUGGAUCCGGUCUUAGUCAUUCGGUUCUUGAUCUGGCACAGAUCCGCGCCUUGGUCGAGUCCACGGGAAUGCUGGCCGGCUCAAUGUGUCCCUCCUGCGAGAUGCCAUUUGAUAAGGGCAAGAAGCGACGUCUGAUUGAUUCCUGCGGGCACGAACGCUGCUACUCCUGUCUCUUCCGCAGCGAGGCAUGUCCCAUUUGCUGCCACCACGCACCAGAUCGUCAAAUACGGGACGACGUCACUCACUACGACACCGGAUUCAGCUCAUCCGAACCGGUAUCCAUGAUUGCCAUUGACGACUGGAAUGACAACGAGGAUCCAUCGGCCAUCAACUCACUCUGUGGCAGCCCGCUGCCAAAAUCAAAGUUCUCCCGGUCGAAUAUCGUCUACCGCUCACAUGGCCAAGACGUAACCGGAAAAGGUCCUAAGGGCAAGCCACCAGCUCUCCCGGAGUCAGUGACGUCGAGGCACAAAUCACAUAUGGCAGCAAGCUGCCCGACGCCACCUAACCAGCGACGGAGAUUCUUUCUCAAUCCCAAAGGUCUUCGCAGCCCCUUUGCAUCACAGAGAGCCAAAAAAUGUAGUCCCGUUGAUGUCGACAACCCAUCAGCUCUAUCAGCGUGGAUGACCACUUCCUGGGAGGGUACCUCGAGAUGGCCAGGAGUCGUGCUCGGUAAAAUAAAGUCACUUUGGAGCACGAGUCAGGGGACUGCCAGUGAUGGAUUGAAUCAGCUGAUUGAUCCACCAACUAAAGAUGACAGGCUCACGCGACUCGUGACCCCUACUAGAAAAGUCACCGAUGUAGCAGCCAGCCAGCAAUUUGCAUCCAACCGCGGAGCUACAGACGAUGAAGGAGGAAGCGUCAAGCCAUUGUCUACAAAAACGCGAAAGUCUUCGCAGUCUGACCUCUAUAUGCGGUUGGGUUUGCUCCUCGGGUCAAGUAAUUUGCGGCCGAACCCCGCGGUCGAUACGACAGAUUUCUCUGGAUCAAAUCGGCCACCCUCGGGGGCUACGUGUGUGCGACCCGCGACCCGUUUGGACCCACGGGGUCACGACACCUCGUUCAGCAGCCUGACGAGUUUCGAUCAGCAGACGAUGGCCUCCACAAACACUAGCCCGGUGUCGACGCUGACGGGGACCUCGAGCGAGGCGGAAGUAGCCGCGGCGCUGAGAACUAGCAGUUCGAAAACCAAAGGAAAGUCAAAAAUAAAGGGGAAACGUGACUGUGAUUCAGCAGGAAGUUUAGCUUCGAUAUCGACCUCCAUUUCAGCUUCGACCUCCAUGUCAAUGUCCAUGUCAGUUUCGGUGUCUGGACUUUCUAAUGGCAGCAGUUCGAGUCCCUUGACAUCGCGCCGUCACUCAAAUGUAGCCCAUCAAGAGCCAGAUGACAAUACUGGUCUGAAUAAACGUCGGUCUUGCGCAAGAAGAAGUGCCCGUAAUGGAAAUGUUAAACCGAUCGAUUCAAAAUUACGAUUUGUUCCUCCUCACUUGACAGCUCAACUUACCCUGAAGCCUUUGUUCUUUGAAGUACCGUUGAUUGAAAGGGAGCCUUUGUUCACCGGCAGAAAUUGGUUGCUUCAAGAAUUGGAGACAGUCAUCAAAGGAUCCAGUCCCGGAGUUUUGAUGACCGGUUCUCCGGGAACCGGUAAGACAGCUUUGAUUCUACAGCUCGUUGAAUACAGCUGCUUUGGUCGACGAAGAGAACAGUCACUCCGUGCCGAAAUAGCCGAAUGUGACGAAGAUCUUCCAGAUAAACAGAUACCAGUCACUGGUUUUGAGCAGAGCAUAAAAAACACAAAUGAUAAAAUCCGACAAUUAGCUGCGCACGUUGUCGCUUAUCAUUUUUGCCAGGCGGAUAAUAAUAGCACGUGCCUUGUACCAGAUCUCAUUCACUCACUGGCCGCGCAAUUGUGCCAAGCCCCACAAUUGAUUGCCUACCGUGAGUACUUACUUUCCGAACCCCAUCUUCAGGGAUCUCUUUCGCAACGAGAGUGCACUGUUGAUCCGGAUUUAGCGCUCUCACGUGGCAUCAUUGAACCGAUGUUGAGUCUCCGAAAGUCUGGAAGACUGCCAGAAGUCAAUAUGGUGAUCCUGAUUGACGCCAUCUGCGAGGCUGAGUACCAUCGACCUGAUCGGGGUGACACGAUAGCUUCAUUUCUGACAAGACACGCACCCAAUUUCCCCGGAUGGCUCAAAAUCGUCUGUAGUGUUAGGACUCAGCUGCGCGAAUGCGCCAAACAGUUUCCGUACACGAGGAUCUCCUUGGACAGAAACACAAACGACCCGGCUGGCAGCAAUAUCUCACGGGAUUUGGCGGACUACAUAAACUACAGAUGCGCGCAGAAUCCUGCAAUACAGGCCAACGUCACAGCAUCUGUGAAUGGAAAGGAGUCUUCCUGCGGUGCUAAUCAAACGCGAUUCGCUUCGCAUUUGCUUUCGCUUGCCGGCGGAAGCUUUCUGUUUGCCAAAUUAACGCUUGAUCUCAUUGAAAGUGGCCAUCUUGUCGCUAAAUCAGCGAGUUACAAGGUGCUUCCAGUAUCGCUGGCUCAAAUCUUCCAGUUGCAUUUCAAUCUUCGGUUCCCCACUGCCACGUCUUUUGAGAAGAUUCAGCCACUUUUAGGCGUUUGUUUGGCUGCAUUGUACCCGCUGACUUUGCCAGAAAUCUUCUACUCAGUAAAUUCACUCUACACUGACCAGUUUGUUUCAUGGGAAGACUUCUUGCAGAGAUUCAAAAUGCUCUCUGGGUUCCUCGUGAAACGCCUGGAUGACACGUACAUGUUCUUUCACCCCAGCUUCAGGGAAUGGCUGAUCAGACGUGACGAUGGCGAGUCAACAAAAUUCCUCUGUGAUUUACGUCUGGGUCACAGUGCAAUAGCAUUCCGUCUGUCUCGGCUAGAAGCGCCACUUGACGGGGAUCGAGUCCUAGAACUAGGACACCAUGUGCUGAAAGCCCAUGUCUACAGAGGCGUUACCUCCAGUUGGCCAUCGCGAGAUCUUCAAGCCUGGUGGAUCACUUCUUCAACAUCUUGCGUCUCAUCAGCACUCUGUACACUUCGGAACAUCUAUAGUCCCAAUGUCAAAGUAUCGAGACUACUCCUGCUGGCAGGAGCAUCUCCAAAUCAUAUUACCGAGUACUUGGGCAAUGCUCCAGUACUUUGUAUGUAUGCCCACGAGGGUUCCGUGGAAAUGGUAUCACUUUUGCUGGAAUUCGGUGCAGAUGUUGAGUUAACAAACAGUCAGGGCUGCACGGCGUUGUCUUUGGCUGCUUCGCGAGGUCAUUGUGAUGUCGUGAGACGAUUGGCAGCUGCUGGAGCUUCACUGGGUCAUGCUGACAUGGCUGGACAGUGUCCAUUGGUCCACGCAGCUCGCCAAGGAAGACUUUCUGUAGUCGGAUAUCUGCUAGCAUGUGAUUGGGUGCUACCGAACCAAGACUCUGAAGACACAGCUUCUGAUACUUCUCGCGAAGAGGCAGCGCAGCAGGCAGUAGUGGCAGCAGCUUCUCAAGGCCACGAAGCGAUAGUCGAGUACCUUUUGGACAUGGCCGAAGUAACAGUAGAUCGUCCAGACACUUUGAUCGGCGAGACUGCAUUGACAAUAGCCGCAGCUCACGGGUCCACGGCCACAGUAUCAGCUCUGCUUGCUCGUGGUGCCAGUCCACUUGCUACCAACGCCAAAGGAUUGUCACCACUGAUGCUAGCAGCGCGUGAAGGACACUGGGGAACCGCAGAACGUCUUCUCCAGUCCUCACUCUCCACAUCAACGGAGACGAAUCUUGAUGAGGCGGCAGCUCUGCUGGAACAGAGAGACUCAAUGGGCCGCACUCCUCUGAUGAUGGCUGCCUGUGAAGGCCACACCAAUCUAAUAGACAUGUUCCUCGAAAAAGGAUCCAUCCUAGAGGCCACUGACAGAGAAGGACUCACUGCUUUAGGAUGGGCCUGUGUCCGUGGCCGCGUAGCAGCUGCCCAGAAUCUUCUUGACCACGGAGCAAACAUCAGCGCCAAUGACAAGACUGGUAGAACUCCUCUAGACUUAGCAGCCUUUCAAGGAAACCCAAAAUUAGUCCAAUUACUCCUAGAACGUGGCGCAGCAAUCGAACACGUCGAUUUGCAUGGAAUGAGGCCACUAGACCGUGCGAUCGGCUGCAGAAAUGUCCCAGUUGUUCAGUGUUUCUUGCGCAGAGGAGCGAAACUAGGACCCGCUACCUGGGCAAUGGCCCAGGGCAAACCAGAUGUUCUACUCAUUCUUCUCAACAAACUUCUAGAAGACGGCAACGUGCUCUACCGGAAAGGCCGCCUCAAAGAAGCGUCCCACAGGUACGCGUAUGCUCUCAGAAAGUUUCCCGGCGCUCCAGAGCUGCUCCACGAUGCUCAGAAUCAAGAGCACGGAAACGUUAUGCUUCAUCGGCAGUCUUUCAACCAACUUAAGCUCAACUUUUUGCUUAAUCUAAGCAGAUGCAAGCGCAAAAUGAAUGAAUGCGAAGAAGCAAUCGAGCUUGCAGAUGAAGCUCUCAACACCAGACCCUCGUCUUACGAAGCUUUCUACGCCCGUGCGAAGGCUAAAGUCGACAUUGGUCAGCUAGAGAACGCUCUUGUCGACGUCCAAGACGCUCUGCAGAUCGCCCCGGUAAAUAACCGACAGGACCGCCGCGUCCUUUGCGCCCUCAAAGACGAAAUCGUAUCCAGGAUAGAGGGCACCGGUAUCGGGUGCAGUAAAACUGUCGCCGAUAUCACGAGGUCUCGAUUCCGAGCGUCCGUUGACACUCUAACAGAAUUAUAAAUAAUAAUAAUUAUUAUUAAUGUGAACUUGAGCUCUGGCUCUGGCCCUGGCCAAGUUGCGAUUAAGUGAUCGAUGAACGCACGAUUUAUUGAGGCCUGCGUAAUGUUGUAAUUAAAAUACAAAUUUACUAGUUAUUGCUUCAAAUUAAUUCCAAAGCAUUUUGUUUAAAUUAAAUUAUUAAAUUUAAAAAAUAUUUUGUUAUAAAUUAUAAAUUAAUAAUAAUAAUUAUGUUGCUGUCGGUGCAAUUGUAUCUCAAUAUCACUU